Molecule: messenger RNA, 1542 nt
Organism: Heteronotia binoei (common prickly gecko)
Lineage: Eukaryota; Metazoa; Chordata; Lepidosauria; Squamata; Gekkonidae
Product: zinc finger protein OZF-like
Exons: 4
Coding region: 1-1542 (513 amino acids)
Biological process (GO): regulation of transcription by RNA polymerase II
Molecular function (GO): RNA polymerase II cis-regulatory region sequence-specific DNA binding; DNA-binding transcription factor activity, RNA polymerase II-specific
Source: RefSeq, a predicted model, not a curated record
AUGAAGAUGGAAGGGACAUUCCCUGAGGCAGAAGGGGCUCCAUCCGAGGAAGCGCAGAGGGCUGUGGCCCAGGAGGGUGCCCAAGAUGCCCUCUCAUGUGUUAAUGCACAGAUGCACUCAAGUCGUCGCCUUUGCACAGAUGUGGAAGCAGCUGCUGGACCUCUGGUGCAGGAUGUAAUGAGAUUUCCCUUUUUUAUUCCAGCAGGGGAUGAUCAGUGGAAUGAGGAGGAUGAAGAACUGCAUUAUCUGGUGCCAGAUGAAGUCAAGAAUGAAGAUCAUCUAAGAACCCACACAGGGGAAAAACCUUUUGAAUGCUCAGAGUGUGGAAAGAGAUUCAGUCGGAGUAGUGAUCUUCAGCGGCAUCGAAGAACCCACACAGAUGAGAAACCUUUUGAAUGCUCAGAAUGUGGAAAGAGAUUCACAGAAAAUGGCGAUCUUCUAAAGCAUCAGAGAAUCCACACAGGGGAGAAACCUUUUGAGUGCUCAGAGUGUGGAAACAGAUUCAGUAGGAGUGGCAGUCUUCGAAAGCAUCAAAGAACCCAUACAGGGGAGAAACCUUUUGAGUGCUCAGAGUGUGGGAAAAGAUUCAGUUGGAGUAGUCAUCUUCAACAGCAUCAAGAAAUCCAUAGACAGGAGAAAUCUUUUGAAUGUUCAGUGUGUGGAAAGAGAUUCAGUCGGAGUAGAGAUAUUCAGCGGCAUCAAAGAAUCCAUACGGAUGAGAAACCUUUUGAAUGCUCCGAAUGUGGAAGGAGAUUCACUGAGAGUGGUGGUCUUCUAAACCAUCAAAGAACCCACACAGGGGAGAAACCGUUUGAGUGUUCAGAGUGUGGGAAAAGAUUUCUUAGGAGUGCCAGUCUUCUAAAGCAUCAAAGAACCCAUACAGGGGAGAAACCUUUUGAGUGCUCAGAGUGUGGAAAGAGAUUCAGUUGGAGUGAUCAUCUUCAACAGCAUCAAGAAACCCAUAGACAGGAAAAAUCUUUUGAAUGCUUGGAGUGUGGAAAGAGAUUCACUCGGAGUAGUGAUCUUCAGCGGCAUCAAAGAACACACUCACAGGAGAAACCUUUUGAGUGCUCCGAGUGUGGAAAGAGAUUCAUUGAAAGUGGCAGUCUUCUAAAGCAUCAAAGAACCCACACUGGGGAGAAACCUUUUGAAUGUUCAGAGUGUGGAAAGAAAUUCAGUCAGAGUGCAAGUCGUCUAAAGCAUCAGAGAUCCCACACAGGGGAGAAACCUUUUGAGUGUUCAGAGUGUGGAAAGAGAUUUAGUCAGAGUGACAAUCUUCUACAACAUCAAACAACCCACACAGGGGAGAAACCUUUUGAAUGCUCAGAAUGCGGAAAGCGAUUUGCUAAGAGUGGCAAUCUUCUAAAGCAUCAAAGAACCCACACAGGGGAGAAACCUUUUGAGUGUUCAGAGUGUGGAAAGAGAUUCAGCAGGAGUAGCAAUCUUUUGCAGCAUCAAAGAACCCACACAGAGAAGAAGCUUUUGAAUGCUUCGAGUGUAGAAAGACAUUCAGCUGAAGUAUCGCUCUUCUACAGCAUCUAA